Messenger RNA from Naegleria gruberi, 1380 nucleotides. RefSeq lists its product as uncharacterized. NCBI's taxonomy places the organism in Eukaryota, Heterolobosea, Eutetramitea, Acrasida, Naegleriidae. The record is from RefSeq and is a predicted model, not a curated record. Bases 1 to 1380 code for a protein of 459 amino acids. The transcript is spliced from 3 exons.
AUGAAACAACACCCAAUUUCGGGCCUUAACAAUUCUUCACGUAGUAUUAGUAAUAAUAAUAAGAAUUUGAGAGCAUCACAACAACAACAGGGUGGGGAAAAUGAUUCAUACAAUCUUAAUAGGAGUGGAUUUAGUGCGCAUUUAGGAGGAGCAAAUAUUGUGAGAGGAGGUGCUAGUCUUUCAUCUUCGGGACGUAAUAAUUUAUCUUCAUAUUUUGAGGUGGACGAUGAUGAGGAAGAGGACUUGUUGAAUAAUUCUACCACAACGCCUCAACAACAAAACAAUGAAAAGAUGAUGGAGGAAAAUCUUGAAAUUGGAUCAUUGAAUACGAGUCAAAUAACAAGUACUGCCAGUAAUUAUUCAAACUAUCCACCAUUGGCCAACAAUUCAUUCAGUACUAAUCCUCCACUUGUGGAAUCAUUGAAAAACUCAAAGAAAGCAGCUUCACACCAGCAACAUGACAAGAUUUUGAAACACUUUUAUCAGGAGAGUGAUGAAGAAUCCAUUCCAGAACCGAGAGUUUAUUCUCCUCAACAACAAAAGCAACAACACUCAUCACCACAAGCUCCUCUUUCUCAAACACGGUCUGUCUCUUCAAAGACAUCUUCAAAGAAAAGUAGCAGUAACAAACACAACCCAAUGCUGGAACAUCAACCUCCUCAGCCAUUUCCAAUGUUUCCAAAUCCAUACCAAUUCUUUCCAAACUUUAAUUAUUACCCAUUCUUUCCACCGCAAUAUGGUGCCAAUAUGAAUGCAGACGCUAUUACGGAAAUGCAAAAACUCUACCCAAAUGUACAAGCCAGUAAUGAUACAUUCAUUACUGAAAAGUCGGUCGAAAGCUCCUCGUUCUUUGAGAAGGAUCAAUUGUUGGAUGUUUUAAUAUCGGAGAGUAAGCAAAUGAAGUCGGUAAUUGAGCAUCAAUCCGAAUUGAUUAAUGUAAUUUUAAAAAAGUUGGAUGAAGUGAAUGGAAAACUGGAUGUAUUAAAAGCCCAAAAUAGGGAUAAAACCAACCAGGUCAGUAAUACAAACUCCCCAAAUACAGCCUCUCUUAAAUCAUCCACAAGAUCCACAAGCAAACAACCAAUAGAUGAGACAGACCUUAAUAAUCACUCCAAGACCAGCAAUAGUAUGAUUAACAACACGAGCCACUAUCAAUUCCAUACUGAUAAUAGCAUUCUCAAGAAAUCACCUCCAGCCUCUCCUGUUAAACCUGCCACUGCAACAGUUUCAAAUAGCACUGAAUCGUUUAGGUAUGCAAAUUCAAUUCCUAGCCCUUCAAACUCUCCAAUCAAGCCAAUUUCAAAAAUCAGAGCCCUAACAAUACAAGGUUAUCAACCAACUCAUCUACCAAUCUAUAUGGCUAUUCUAGUCCACUUGUAG